GCUCUGCCUUAAGAGACAACAUGAGAAGACCAAGCCUCCAGACUGGAUGACAUCUUUCACUCCUGUAGCCCUAGAAAUUGGUCUGACUGGUCAAGACUGGUGCUGUCCCCAGUUUCCUUACCCGCUGCCCUCCCUCCCCUUUCCUUUCUUUACACCAGGCUCCAUAUCCCUCCCCUUUUACUUGGACUUUCAAGCCCUUUUCUUUCCGUCUACCUUUUUCCUCUCCCAGUGUAUCCAUUAUAUUUUGUUUUUAUCUUUGCUUUCCUGAUGCUAAUUUAUAUUUUCCCUUGCCUUGACACCUAAACCUUUUCCCCUGCAUUAUCUUCCCUUCUUUACCCUUAGCAGCCCCCCCCAUGCCAGUGAGCAGAAUGAGCUGGUUAAGCAAGCUGAAUCCGAGGGGAGUAGCAACGAGAGCCCGUCGAAGUGUCUCACAGCAUAGUCCAGUUACUGCUGACCCAGAAACAUGCCUGAUGGUAUUUAAGAACCACUGGACCCAGGUUUUGUGGAUCCUGGAGAAGAGUGAAACCAGACAGUCCCCAGUAGCUGCAGAUGACCUCACUGCUGUGCGCAACUAUACGGACCAGAUGAUGUAUCUUUUGGCUGAAGAGCGCACACAGGAGAGUGGGACAAUUGGUCCUAUCUUAGAAUUUGUAGUGUUGGAAAAUGUCCUGCAUAAACUUCUAGUGUGGCAUCAAAAGCAAGACUUUAGUGAAGAGAAAAAAGUAGAACUACUGAAACUUUAUGAGAUGUUAAUUAUUCAAUCCCAUCAGCCAAUGCUGAAGCACAAGGCCAUUGUAGUUCCACUGAUGAGAUUACUGAGCACCUGUUCAGAACCCACCUCUUCCAUUUUGGAAAGCAAUCUGGUACUGCUGCUGAAUCAGCUCUGUGUUUCUAUGGCAAGGGAGCCAUCUAUACUGGAGCUGUUCUUCCAUAGCCCUGCUACUGAUCAAGGACCUACAAACCUGCUGAUCUUCUCGCUCCUUGUUCCUUUUAUCCACCGGGAUGGCGUGAUUGGCCAGCAAGCACGGGAUGCACUUCUCCUCAUUAUGGCAAUGUCUGCCAGUAACCAUACCAUUGCCAGUUACAUCACAGAUCACUCUUACUUUUGCCCGGUUAGUACUUUUUUCCAGUUUGUUGAUACAGGAUUGCAGCACAGUUACAGCAGCAUUGCUUAGCUGUGUGUGAAUGCAAACCCUAAGAUCAUUUAGGUUUUCCUCACAUCAUUGAAAGUAAGGUAUAAAAAUUUUUAAAUUUGAAAGUGGUUUAAAUUAGUGUUAAGUUGUUGAAGAAAUGGUAAAACAAUUUUUGUGUUUGUGGAAAAAGAAUGUUAAGACUGUAGAUUUUAACAAAAGAAGAAUUCUUGAGCUGUUGUAUGACAGAGCUUUCAUGGAUGCUGUAGUUAGCUUUCCACAUCAAUGCCUUCCUGAACCCUAAACCAAAAUUACUGUAAGAACAUACAGCAGAUGAAACAAACACUUGUUUCCCUGUUCACAUUUACCGAAUUGUAGAAAUGGCAUGUACUCUUCACCGUUAUUAUACUUGGGUUAUUUAAAAGUCCAGUUCAUGCAUUGUAUUUCAGGUUCAGUAAUUUGUCUUUUCCUGCAUAACUGUGCUAAACAUUGUCGAACAGGCCUUUGUUGCUCACAUUGCUUAGAGUGUUUUAAACCCAUUUUGGCACUGAAAUUGAAUAUUAAAUGUGCUUCUUUGUGGGUCGUUGGUUUCAUUCUCAUCCCCAGUUACUGCUACAUUCUGAGAUGUUUGUUUGCUGGGGGUUGGCAUAAUGGUUAAGGUGUUACAUACAGGAUUUGAUCUUCAUUUUUAAAGGAAAUUGCCUAAGUGUAAAAUAGCCCGUGGGGGCCUAAUAUUUCCCAGUAAACCUGGGUUGCAGACCAUGACAUUGUGAACUAACUGCUUGAAAUGCAUUACA
Messenger RNA from Protopterus annectens (West African lungfish), 1927 nucleotides. RefSeq names its product FHF complex subunit HOOK interacting protein 1B-like. The coding region runs from base 354 to 1175 and encodes 273 amino acids. Gene Ontology annotation, biological process: early endosome to late endosome transport; endosome to lysosome transport; lysosome organization. Gene Ontology annotation, cellular component: FHF complex. NCBI's taxonomy places the organism in Eukaryota, Metazoa, Chordata, Ceratodontiformes, Protopteridae. The record is from RefSeq and is a predicted model, not a curated record. The transcript is spliced from 2 exons.